Molecule: messenger RNA, 1725 nt
Organism: Larimichthys crocea (large yellow croaker)
Lineage: Eukaryota; Metazoa; Chordata; Actinopteri; Sciaenidae
Product: homeobox protein engrailed-1-B
Exons: 2
Coding region: 363-1244 (293 amino acids)
Biological process (GO): multicellular organism development; regulation of transcription by RNA polymerase II; neuron differentiation
Cellular component (GO): nucleus
Molecular function (GO): RNA polymerase II cis-regulatory region sequence-specific DNA binding; DNA-binding transcription factor activity, RNA polymerase II-specific
Source: RefSeq, a predicted model, not a curated record
AAAAAAAAACACACACACACACACACACACACACACACACACACGCGGGGGGAGAUAACGGUUUUAGGAGAGUUUAGCACGAGCGAAUACACAGAUAUUAUGCUGCACCGAGGAGAGGCAGGGACUCUAACGUGGAGCUGCUCGCCAUGCCAGCUUUCGGACUGCUAUUAGGAGACGACAUGUCGCGGCGUUAAGUGAUAUUUUAAAAAAUAACACCGGCGUUUAUUCGUUUACUCGUUUUUUGUUUUUGUUUUUUUUUUACAUGCUGACCGUCUAAAUUGGAUACCGAAGGGGGGCGGGAGAGCGAGCAACAAGUGGAGUUUGGCGUUGGAGAGGCCGAAAUUUCACCGCCGUCACCAGCUAUGGAAGAGCAAAAGGAGCCCAACAGCAGCCGGGACUCGACCGAGGAGGAGAGCAUGUCCCUGUCACCGAACCUCCCAUCCCCUCCUAUGAUUUUACCCCACCAGGCCGCCCAGCAGGCCCACAGAACCACGAACUUUUUCAUAGACAACAUCCUCCGGCCGGACUUCGGUUGCAGGAAAGAGCCGAGCUACCGCGACCGGAGCCAGACGCCGGGCAGAGAAAACGUCAACCCGCUUGGAGCGAGGCCGCCGCCGCCGCACACCGGCAGCCUCUGCCUGGACUCCAACUGCAGCAGCGACAGCACCUCGUCGUCUCCGUCCUCCUCCUCUUCCUCGUCGUCGUCCACGUCCUCGUCGCCGUCGUCCAAGCAGAGCUCGACGAAACAGGGAGAACCGGCGGGCAACGGGACCGGUAGAUACGCCGACAGCCCUUCGUCAAUAAUGGUUAUGAGUGGCAGCAAUGGAGGCUCUCCGCCCACGAAAGAAAGCCAGCCGCUGUUGUGGCCCGCUUGGGUUUACUGUACGCGUUACUCGGACCGGCCCUCAUCUGUUUCCACACCAGGCCCAAGGACACGGAAACUGAAAAAGAAGAAGAGCACCAAGGAGGACAAGCGGCCCAGGACUGCGUUCACGGCCGAGCAGCUGCAGAGACUGAAAAACGAGUUCCAGGCCAACCGGUACAUAACGGAGCAGCGGAGACAGUCUCUUGCCCAGGAACUCAACCUGAACGAGUCCCAAAUAAAAAUCUGGUUCCAGAAUAAGAGGGCCAAGAUUAAAAAAGCCACCGGCUACAAGAACGGCUUGGCCCUGCAGCUCAUGGCUCAAGGACUGUACAACCACUCAACGACCACCGUGCAGGAGGACAAGGAGGACAGCGAAUGAGAGAGAGAGGGGCCCCGGACACUUUCCCCUGCUGAGGGGCCGCUCACCUUUUGACUUUUGGAGAUAAUGAAAAAAAAAAGAAAAAAGAAAAAAAAAAGUGGAAGUGGGGAAACGCUAUUUAAAAAACACAGAUUUCUGUUUAUGGUAACAGUAUAUGGACAUAAUUAUAUAAACGAACGAUCGUUAUUAAAGUUUAUAUAGCCACACAGUUAUCAUGUUGUAUACAGUAUAUUUCAUUUCAGGCUCAUCCCUCAUCCGGAUCCUUUCAGUCUGUUCUCGUUGUUUUUUAGAUGUCCAAUUGGCUCUUUAGGUUUUUUGUGGUCCCCCCCCUCCUCCUCUUCCUCUUCCUCCACCUCUUCCUCCACCUCCCCCAUAGUUGCGCCACAUUUUUCCUCCCAACACAUCAGACUCAAACAAGCCAAAGAUUUUAAUAUGUUCACAUGUAGUCUGAAAUAAAGAGAGAGAGAGAGCGAGAACGGGA